UUCAAUUCCCAAGUCACCGUUGACAUCGGCUCUACUUAUCCUCAUGAAAAUGAAAUACGGCAGAUUUUAGAAGACCAAUUACAUUUCCACGCACUAGGAAAUAUUCAAACUGAACCGACAGGAUUUACGUUUAGAAGUAUUCAAGACACUGCACCAGAAUGCGUUGAGCCGACCAGCUUGAAAUGCCGAGACGGUUCUUGUAUACAAUUGAAUUAUCGUUGUGAUGGUAUAGCACAAUGUCCUGAUCAGUCCGAUGAAUUGGAUUGUCCAAUAAGCUCUGGGUUUCCCACCAAUGAAUCUCGAAAUGGUUUCACUAAUAAUUGCCGUGGCGAUGACACAGUAAGAUGCAGUGAUGGCAGUCGAGAUAUUUGUUCCGUUCAAUUAUGCGAUGGAGUUCCCGAUUGCGAUGAUCAAGGCGAUGAGAAUAAUUGUGGUGGUCCUAGUUGCAGUGAAAAUGAAUUCAGUUGUGACGUUUCUCGUUGUAUUUUGGAUAAAGAUCGUUGUAAUUUUAUCCAAGAUUGUGAAGAUGGUAGUGAUGAACGAGGCUGCAAGUAUCCAGGUGAGUCAGUUAUGGUAAUUAUUUUUAACUCACAACUAUAUUUUUAUUCCAUUGUAUUGUACUGUCUGCUUAGAAAAAAUUUGUCUUGUUGUGACAUUUUGUCUGCAUUAUAA
This is a messenger RNA of Cotesia congregata, 672 nucleotides long. NCBI's taxonomy places the organism in Eukaryota, Metazoa, Arthropoda, Insecta, Hymenoptera, Braconidae. The record is from the annotation of a GenBank genome assembly.